CCCGCAAGAACUGGCAGCUGUGUGGUGGCCCUGAUGACUGGGUCCUGGUGGUGGAGUGGUGAGGGGAGCGGAAUGUUUACAAAUUGAGGUUUAGUUUGGGAAAAAUGCCGGCUGAACGUAAGAAGCUACCCAGCAUGGAGGAGAGAGAUUCUGUUAAAGAUUGUAGUGAGAAAAGGCCAACCAGCAGCAGAGAGCGAGCAAAAGAUGAAAAGUCAAGCAGCAAAAGAGACCAAUCCAAGGCCACUGAGGAGAAGAAAAGAAAACCUGAUGGUGAACAACGCAAGAAAGAGGAUAAGGAUGUUAAAAAGAAAGAGGAUGCUGUAGGGAAAACUGAGGAAGAAGAAAAACAAGCGCAAGAUGAUCAGAAGAAGAAAGCUGAUGAUCAAGAAGCUGCUGCAAAUCAGUUAAAAGAGAAGGAAGAAGCACAUCAGCUGCACCAAGAAGCCUGGGAGCGACAUCUGGCCAGAAAAGAACUUCGAGGCAAGAAUCAAGGCGCUCCUGAACACCGACCUGAAGAGCAUUUCUUUAGUAAACUGGACUCCAGCCUCAAGAAAAACACUGCCUUUGUGAAGAAGCUUAAAACCAUUACUGAGCAGCAAAGAGAUUCUUUAUCUCAUGAUUUCAAUGGCCUUAACCUAAGCAAAUACAUAGCAGAAGCUGCCGCUUCCAUCGUUGAAGCAAAACUAAAAAUUUCUGAUGUAAACUGUGCAGUCCAUCUGUGUUCUCUGUUUCACCAGCGGUAUGCAGAUUUUGCUCAGUCUCUCCUUCAGGUAUGGAAGAAGCAUUUUGAGGCUCGGAAAGAGGAUAAAACUCCCAAUAUAACCAAACUUAGAACCGAUUUGCGUUUCAUUGCCGAGUUAACUAUCAUUGGGAUCUUCACUGACAAGGAAGGGCUCUCUUUAAUUUAUGAGCAGCUGAAGAAUAUCAUUAAUGCCGAUCGGGAGUCUCAUACUCAUGUGUCUGUAAUUAUAAGUUUCUGCCGUCACUGCGGCGAUGAUAUCGCAGGUUUAGUUCCCAGAAAAGUUAAACAUGCAUCUGAGAAAUUUGGUCUCAACUUUCCCCCAAGUGAGAUCAUAAGCCCAGAGAAACAACAGCCUUUCCAGAAUUUGAUGAAGGAAUACUUCACUUCCCUUACAAAGCACCUAAAAAGGGACCAUCGGGAACUACAAAACAUAGAACGCCAGAACAGGCGCAUCCUUCACACCAAGGGGGAGCUGAGUGAAGACAGACACAAGCAAUAUGAGGAAUUUGCAACGUCUUAUCAGAAAUUACUGGCAAAUUCUCAGUCUCUCGCCGAUCUUCUGGAUGAAAAUAUGCCUGAGCUUCCUCAAGACAAGCCUGUAACAGAAGAGCACGGACCUGGCAUUGAUAUAUUCACACCUGGAAAACCUGGCGAGUUUGACUUGGAAGGAGGCAUAUGGGAAGAUGAAGAUGCUCGCAACUUCUAUGAAAACUUGAUUGACCUUAAAGCAUUUGUCCCUGCGAUUCUGUUCAAGGACAAUGAAAGAAGCACUCAAAGCAAGGACAUUGGAAAGGAUGAUACAAAGGAUUCCAAAGACUGCAAAGAAGGAGAGGUGUCCACAACAGAAGAACUUGAACUGGAGUUGGAGGCUUUGGAAAUAAAUGAUGAUCCCAUGGAGCUGGAAGGUAUAGAGGAGGCUGAAGACUUAACUAAAAAGCUCCUCGAUGAACAAGAGCAAGAAGAUGAAGAAGCAAGCACUGGCUCUCAUUUGAAGCUGAUAGUGGAUGCAUUUAUACAGCAGUUGCCUAAUUGUGUCAAUCGGGAUCUAAUAGAUAAGGCUGCAAUGGAUUUCUGCAUGAAUAUGAACACCAAAGCGAACCGAAGGAAACUGGUUCGAGCUCUUUUUAUUGUUCCUAGGCAAAGAUUGGAUCUGUUGCCAUUUUACGCACGAUUGGUUGCCACAUUGCACCCAUGCAUGUCUGAUGUGGCAGAAGACCUUUGUUCCAUGUUAAAAGGGGACUUCCGAUUUCAUGUAAGGAAAAAGGAUCAGAUAAACAUUGAAACCAAGAACAAAACCGUGAGAUUCAUUGGAGAGCUUGCCAAGUUUAAAAUGUUCAGUAAAACAGACACUGUACAUUGUUUAAAGAUGCUUUUGUCAGAUUUUUCACAUCACCAUAUUGAGAUGGCCUGCACCCUGCUUGAAACCUGUGGACGAUUCCUCUUCAGGUCUCCAGACUCGCACUUACGCACCAGUGUUCUCUUGGAACAAAUGAUGCGCAAGAAGCAAGCCAUGCACUUGGAUGCAAGAUAUGUAACAAUGGUAGAAAAUGCAUACUAUUAUUGCAACCCACCCCCAGCUGAAAAGACUGUGAGAAAAAAGCGUCCACCACUGCAUGAAUACAUUAGAAAAUUACUGUAUAAGGACCUUUCAAAGGUCACAACUGAGAAGGUUUUGCGCCAGAUGAGGAAGUUGCCUUGGCAGGAUCCUGAGGUGAAAGAUUAUGUCAUCUGCUGCAUGAUCAACAUUUGGAAUGUAAAAUACAACAGCAUCCAUUGUGUGGCUAACCUCUUGGCAGGCUUGGUGCUUUAUCAGGAGGAUGUUGGAAUUCAUGUGGUAGACGGUGUGCUAGAAGAUAUACGUCUAGGGAUGGAGGUAAAUCAGCCAAAGUUUAACCAGCGCCGGAUAAGCAGUGCAAAAUUUCUUGGAGAACUUUAUAACUAUCGAAUGGUUGAAUCUGCAGUUAUAUUCCGCACACUUUUUUCCUUCAUAUCUUUCGGUGUAAACUGCGAUGGUACUUCCAGUCCUUUGGAUCCUCCCGAGCACUUAUUUCGCAUUAGAUUAGUCUGCACUAUUCUUGAUACCUGCGGGCAGUACUUUGAUCGAGGCUCUAGCAAGCGCAAACUUGAUUGCUUCCUCAUUUAUUUUCAGCGUUAUGUCUGGUGGAAAAAGAGUCUGGAUGUGUGGACAAAAGAUUACCCAUUCCCCAUAGACAUUGAUUAUAUGAUUAGCGACACACUCGAGUUACUGAGACCAAAGAUGAAAUUAUGUAACUCGCUAAGUGAAGUAAUGCGGCAAGUGCAAGAUUUGGAGCGAGAGUUCAUGGUAAAACUAGGCCUUGUAAAUGACAAGGAUUCAAAACAUUCCUUGACUGAGGGUGAGGCACUGGAAGAUGACGAUGAUGAUGAAGAGGAAGAAAGCUCCAGGGGCAGAGACAGAUGGAGCAGUCUGGGAAUGAAAGUGAAAAUGAAUGAUCGCGAAGAAGAAGAUGCUUCUGAAAAUGAAUUGGAUGAAAGAGAGGAAGAAGAGGAGGAAAACACAGAUUACUUGACCGACUCAAACAAGGAGAAUGAAACUGAUGAAGAAAACAAUGAGGUGAUGAUGAAGGGAGGUGGAAUAAAGCAUGUAGCCUGUGCAGAAGAUGAAGACUUCAUUCAAGCUCUAGACAAGAUGAUGCUGGAAAACCUUCAACAACGCAGCGGAGAGUCUGUGAAAGUGCAUCAGCUGGAUGUUGCCAUUCCCUUGCAUCUGAAGACCCAACUGAAGAAAGGACCAACCUUAACCAGUGUGGAGGGAGAUGCAAACUGUGGCGACACAAUGCCAUUUGUGAUGCUAACCAGGAGAGGCAACAAACAGCAGUUUAAAAUUCUAAAUGUACCACUGUCCUCCCAACUGGCUGCAAAUCAUCACAACCAACAGCAAGCAGAGCAAGAGGAAAGGAUGAGGAUGAAAAAGCUCACUUUGGACAUUAAUGAACGUCAAGAACAGGAGGAUUACCAGGAAAUGCUGCAAUCUCUGGCUCAGCGUCCAGCUCCAGCAAAUACUAACAGGGAGCGUCGGCCCCGGUACCAGCAUCCAAAAGGGGCACCAAAUGCAGAUCUCAUCUUCAAGACUGGCGGCAGGAGACGUUGAUUCAGUAACUAGCGCCAUUCCAUUGGGCCUUCUACCUGACAACAUGACUAGUGGAGUCCUUCAGAUAUUGUGUGAGAUCAGCAGCACAUCGCAGCAUGUUCAGAGGAGAGUUCAGGACAGUGCUGGGAGCCAGGAGGUGUAGAAACAGCAGCCUCUGCUUCUGUCUGUGUCCAGGCUGGAAGCUUCUUCUCAACAGACACACACUCGGAGUGAGCACUACUUGCUGAUAAGGCAUCACAGCGGCCUUACACUGGAAGAGCAGCAGGGAGACAGAAGACUUUAUGUAGCAGCAGUUCAGUUCUAAAUAGGAAGAGUUUCAUUUUUAGUAGACCGAUUGCAAACUAAGUUUUGCAAAGUGGGGAGAAUUUAAUGCAAACCAUAUACUUCCUCUGGUUGGUAGAAGCUAAAAGCUUCAAUGGCAGCUGACCCACCUCACAGAGGAAAUAAGGUGGAAAACCCUUCAGAUUGGUGUAAGGAAAAAAACAGAAAAAAUAAAUUUUUGUUUACACUUAAGUUUUCUUUAGAUUGCAUUUAUAGUUAUAAUGCCAGGUAAAAACAUUGUUGCAGAGCUUUAGCCUUCUUGAUGUAAAAUCUGGCUCAAAUUGCAGAUUUUUUUUCUUUAGCAUAUAAAAUAGGAUAGAAUUGUCUCCCAUACGGAUAGCGGCAGAAAGAAAAAUCACCUAAAGUGUGUUUUAAACACAGCUGGCUUCGUAUGCCACAGGACAUGCGAAGAACGCAAGAAAUACAGCAGACUGUAUAAAUUGUGUGUAUAAAUAUUACGUGUGAAGGUAAAAACCCUUUUUUCUUUUUGUUGAAUGGUGAAUAAAUGUUGCUUUUCUGUUUCUCUUUA
Molecule: messenger RNA, 4722 nt
Organism: Rana temporaria (common frog)
Lineage: Eukaryota; Metazoa; Chordata; Amphibia; Anura; Ranidae
Gene: UPF2
Product: UPF2 regulator of nonsense mediated mRNA decay
Biological process (GO): nuclear-transcribed mRNA catabolic process, nonsense-mediated decay
Cellular component (GO): exon-exon junction complex; cytoplasm
Molecular function (GO): protein binding; RNA binding
Source: RefSeq, a predicted model, not a curated record